Penicillium cataractarum is the source of this 957-nucleotide messenger RNA. RefSeq lists its product as uncharacterized. The record is from RefSeq and is a predicted model, not a curated record. Bases 1 to 957 code for a protein of 318 amino acids. The transcript has a single exon. NCBI's taxonomy places the organism in Eukaryota, Fungi, Ascomycota, Eurotiomycetes, Eurotiales, Aspergillaceae.
AUGCCCCGCAAGGCUAAGACUGCCCCGCCGCCGGCCAUGACCCGCCAGCAGAUGUACAACACGCUUGGCAUCUCGAACAGUCCAGAAGAUCAAGCCCACACUCGCGAGUUUCUGAACGAACUCAUGAUCGAGUUGGAUAUCCAGUCUUUCAACCCUGCCAAGAAUCGAGACGACUUCAAAGCCGCAUUGAUCGGAGAUAUCACUGCCCCGGAUGGUAAACUUUGUCCUUCUAUUCGGACUGCCUACGCCAGCAAAUCGGAUGAGUGUCUCCACGCGCUGUACAAACUUGCUCAACUGGUUAAGAAGUCCUGGGUUGAUUACAACAAGAACCAUCCUACGCCUCCCCCACAAGACGACUCCGACUCCGACUUCGACUUCGACUGGGCACUUGCACUUGCUCAAGCUACGACCCAGGCUGCCAACCCUGGUGCUACCCCUGCUGCUACUGACACAACCACUACCGCGGCAGCAGCAGGGGCAGCAGCAAAUGUCCAACCCCCCGCCGGCCCAGACAACCAGGAGAGAAACUGGAUCCCAGAUCUGCAGUUCUACCUCCGGGAAGUCAACACCGACCCGGCGCUUCCACACGCUGAGUUCAACCUCAGCAACCUCCUCUCCAACCCUGCAGGACAGACAGCAAACCUCCUGCACACGGCCUGGGUUGACGGUGCCGGACUGCAGUUUGUCCGGUUCGUUGACGCCCUCAGCCAGGGGCUCGGUGGGAUCACCUUGUCCGAUCUCACCGGGAGGGACCUCUGGCUGCGUGUCGUUCAUCCGACCACCCAGGCUGCUUUCGAGCUGGUGAUUGGUUCGGAUGACGGGGAGUUGGGGAGGAUGGAGGAAGCGUUUGGUACGAUCAUGGAGGAGGCCAUGACGUACUCGUGGUACGGUGUGCUUCCGUUGUCUGGUGCCUCGGGGGCGUACGAGCUCAUGCGGGCCAUCUUCCUGGCGGAGUGA